CGCAGGGUUUUUUCACACUUUUGUAAACAACAUGGCGAUUCACGACUGGCCCUGCUAGCCAACAGAUCAGACCUCACUGUGUUGCUGUCAAACCUCAGCUGUUUUUGCGCCACAAACGUUGGGCGCUAGACCUCGCGGUAGUUACCCGUCGGGGCAAAAUUGUUAAGUUCGCCCCGAAACGACAAAAGAGCUGGACCGCCGAGCUGUCAAGGAGACCGUUUGACAGCCAGACGGCCCUCUUCAGUCUAUGGGCUCUCAGUCCAGUUCUGGGAUGUCUGGUGGAAGGGGCUCUUCCAGUGGCAACCCAGCUGAGCAGCCUGAAGCACCAGAACCGAACCAGAGCAGCAGCAGCAGUAGUAGUAGUAGUAGCAGCAGUCGGGGCCGCAGGACGGCAGACAGGCAGCAAGGAGACAGACACGCAUCAGAGGAGGACGUUGACUUAGCUGAAGUACUGGCUUACCUACUGAGGAGGGGCCAGGUCCGGCUGGUCCAUGGGAGUGGAGCCACAGGGCUGCAGCUGGUCCAGUCCUACUCUGACUCUGAUGAGGACAGCGACGGAGCCUGGGAUGGUCGGCUGGGGGACCGCUACAAUCCACCAGUGGACACCCAACCCGACACACAUGAAGUGGACCAAAGUGAGAUCCGAACUCAGAUCAUGCUGGCCACCGGCUCCUUGACCGGGAAAGGCCGCCACGGUUUCACCCACAUGCUGACAGAGAGGAGGCAGGGCAGAUUGAGAGGCUCCAGUUUUUCUCACGGAGAGUGCAGUCGCAUCCGCACACAUUUUCUGCCAAACUACGUAUCCCACAAGGAUACGUACCAGCAGAAAGCCUUCUGUGGAGUGUACAGCGAGGAUGGCGGCAUGUUCCUGUCUGCCUGCCAAGACCAGAACAUCCGCUUGUACGACACCACCAGGGGGCGCUUUCACUUACGGCGAACAGUGAAGGCUCGCGACGUGGGCUGGAGCGUGCUGGACGUCUGCUUCACCCCCGACGGACAAAAUGUGCUCUACUCCAGCUGGUCCGACUACAUUCACUUGUGCAGUAUAGAUGGAGACAGUGAAAACCACACCGCCCUGGACCUCAAUCCAGAUGAGAGGAGGUUCUGUGUGUUCUCACUGGCUGCGUCCACAGAUGGCAACGAGAUCCUGGGAGGAGCAAACGAUGGCUGCCUUUACGUUUUCGAUCUCGAGCAGAAUAAACGAGCGCUGAAGAUCGAUGCCCACGAGGACCACGUGAAUGCGGUGGCGUUCGCCGACAGCUCGUCCCAGCUGCUCUUCUCUGGCAGCGACGACGCGCUGUGCAAGGUGUGGGACAGACGGACGCUGCGGGAGGACAGACCGCAGCCUGUCGGACAGCUGGCCGGCCACCGAGACGGCAUCACCUUCAUCCAUAGCAAGGGUGACGCACGCUAUCUGAUCAGCAACUCGAAGGACCAGUCCAUCAAGCUCUGGGACGUCAGGAAGUUCUCGCCCAAAGAGGGCUUAGCAGCUUCCCGCCUGGCUGUCACCCAACAGAACUGGGACUACCGUUGGCCUCAGGUUCCCCAGAGAGCCCUGAAGAGACACAAGCUGACAGGCGACACCUCGGUGAUGACCUACCGCGGUCACGGCGUCCUGCACACCCUCAUCCGCAGCCGCUUCUCCCCAGAGUUCACCACCGGACAGAGGUUCAUCUACUCCGGCUGCUCCACCGGCAAAAUUAUCAUUUAUGAUGUCCUGACGGGCGCCGUGGUCUCCAGACUGUCGGGCCAUGAGGCGUGCGUGAGGGACGUCAGCUGGCACCCUUACGAGGACAACAUCGUCAGCAGCUCUUGGGACGGAGCGGUGCGAAUGUGGGAGCACAGACGGACUCAUCCGCUAGAGGAGGAGAGAGAGCGGGACAGAGUCUGACGACGGGAGGAAGACCUUUCAGAGAGACAAAGGAAAAGAUAUCGCCGCAGGAGGAGGCGAGGCCGGCCCGAACACGGGCGGUCUAUAUAUAUAUAUAUAUAUAUACGCUCAGAAGGACUGGGAGAGACUUCAAUAUUUUUUCAAAUUCAAUGCUGGAAAUUAAUGAUUACAGUUAUUGCGUGGUUGUGAAGUGUUCAUUUGGGAAGGCAUUAUAGCCUUACGUUGUCGAGAGCAGAUUAGGGCACAGUGGGACGGCCUACUUCUGUUUCUGGGGGGGGUUUUUUGCCUCACUGUCAACAACAGGCCAGAGCUUUUGAAUUUGGCCUGAAACACUUAACGAAAAUGUGCCGGAGCUGGAAACACGAAGCACCGCACCUACUUAAAUGUGCUGUUGAAAUUUAACGAUAAGUUAGUUGUAUAAAAGUCAGUGUUGGAUAUUUGCAGGGAGGAGCUGGCGACGAUAAUUCUGAAUAAAUGUAUAGUAUUUUAAUGGUAUGUGCAUUCAGGGAGUGUAUUUAGAUAGUUGUCAGUGGUGCUGAUUUGGACUCUUGCUGGUGGGAAUAACGCGAGCUUCGUCCUGUUUGAGGCGCCGUCACGUUCAAAGGUCUACAUCUGAAGACUGAUUGUUUUAUAAUAACCCACUACGUUAUAUACCGAUUGCCUGAAUCACGACUCCUGAACCCGGUGUGUUGCUGACCGGAGGUCCCCGUUGGUCCACGUCUCGUUCAGCCGUUCAGGGGGAACUUCCUGUGUUUCAGCUUCCUGUGUCGGAAGAUUCCCAGCACACCACGGUGACCAAGACACCCGAACGCACUUAGCGUUACCGAGUCUCUUCGGUUCACUGUCGAACUCACAACAAUCUUAUGUUCUAUCCUCUUUAUGUCACCUCAAAGCCUGCGGUCUUAGUCUGAGGUCUUAUAUUAUUGAUCCUGGGUCAGCGUUCAGCUCUGUAAACACGAGCUCUGAGCCCAUUUAACAUAAGGAAAAAAGAGUGAGUGGUUGGCCACUAUAAACCUGAAGGGACUGGGGAUGCGUGUGCGUGGAUCAAAACUCACACACUGAUCUGUAUAUGCAAUUUUCAGGUGUUUUCAUCAAAGCCCAUAUUUCACCGUUGUUUUACAGUAACAAUAAAACCUUUAAUGUACGGCCACAACCUGAAGCGUUACACUGAGUGUUU
This is a messenger RNA of Anarrhichthys ocellatus (wolf-eel), 3068 nucleotides long. It is a transcript of the gene dcaf11, whose product is annotated as ddb1 and cul4 associated factor 11. Gene Ontology annotation, molecular function: protein binding. The record is from RefSeq and is a predicted model, not a curated record. Gene Ontology annotation, biological process: proteasome-mediated ubiquitin-dependent protein catabolic process. NCBI's taxonomy places the organism in Eukaryota, Metazoa, Chordata, Actinopteri, Perciformes, Anarhichadidae. Gene Ontology annotation, cellular component: Cul4-RING E3 ubiquitin ligase complex.